Molecule: messenger RNA, 648 nt
Organism: Prorocentrum cordatum
Lineage: Eukaryota; Dinophyceae; Prorocentrales; Prorocentraceae
Source: the annotation of a GenBank genome assembly
CGUUGCGCAUUGGGAACACAACAGCCCUAGGAGGCAGGCCGGUUCAAGGUCCCACCUCUUUUUGUUAUGUUUUUUGGUUAGGGGCUGCUCUUUAAAAUGCGGGUGAUGCUCCGCGCCGCCAUCACAAAACAAAGCUACGCGCAGGCACCCAUCAGAAAGAGGCACGGUGUGAACAAGUGGAGGCGAAUAUGGGAGACGCAGGGCAGAGGAACGCCACGAAGAGGGAGUCAGGCGCAGUCGUGUCUGCACGCAAAGGCACAGGCGGAGCUCCGCGCGAGCAUCCGGAUUUGGGUGGCUCACGGAACAAAAGAAGCAACAGGCAAGUGGGCAAGGCAGAGGUCGAGGAGACAGUCCUCGACAGAGAGGAGGGAAAAGGAACGACAUGCGCUCUGCAGGCACGGCCACUUCACCGCAUCAACGACAUCGGAGAGAACUCGCAGCGAGCGGACAACUCUAGGACGGGCUGGGGAUCCGCCGCAAGACAAUGCAAAACGCAUGGCAAGUGGAACAUGUAAGAGGGGAGACAUGCGUAGAGGAAGGAAGGAUGAGGAGGAUGCGGAUGGGGGGCACUCGAAGGAGGCUGUAACGCAAGGCUAUGGACAAAACCUUUGCUGCACGCGCGCCCACUUACAGCCCAGGACUCCAAAG